Messenger RNA from Aphanomyces invadans, 1995 nucleotides. RefSeq lists its product as hypothetical. Gene Ontology annotation, molecular function: kinase activity. Gene Ontology annotation, cellular component: cytoplasm; intracellular membrane-bounded organelle; membrane. Gene Ontology annotation, biological process: sphingosine biosynthetic process. The transcript has 8 exons. Bases 26 to 1930 code for a protein of 634 amino acids. NCBI's taxonomy places the organism in Eukaryota, Oomycota, Saprolegniomycetes, Saprolegniales, Verrucalvaceae. The record is from RefSeq and is a predicted model, not a curated record.
GAACGAGAUCGCGACGUCCCGCAGCAUGGCGCGGCGACACAGCGCGGAGGAUCCCCUGAUGGACCAUGAAUUUGAAGGUGGCGCGCAUGACGUGCUUCGCGCGAACUCGUCGCUGAGCGAAGUCCGCGGCGUGCACUUUGACAGUGAAUUAGCGACUCCUGAAUCGGACGACAUGACGCAACCCACAGCGGUGUACCGCAGCAUGUUUUCCCACCGAUCACACUCGUUUGGCACACCGUCCUCUUCAAGAAAAGAAAGCUCAAGCUUUGGAUAUGACGAUGUCACGAUGGGCAUUGGCGUCGGCACGCCGCAGUCGUCCCCACGAUCACUUCGCGACGUAUCCCGCGUGUCGGUGCAAGAAAUUGCGCGGGACAUGGUAUUGAACCGCAAGCUAAUCGACGAAGGUGUCGGUCUUACGCACCCUGACGACGUUCGCGACAGCAUUCGCAUGAUCCAAGCGCAUUCACGUCGUGAACUGCCACAAGACUGUGACCUAAAGUCCACCGCGCGCAUCAAGAACAAGUCGUACACUCUGACGUUGUCGCGGGACACCUUAGCGUGGUUCCAGGAAUCCAAACGAGUGGGAUUUAUCGACACCGACGAUAUCGUGGGGGCCGAAGCAUUGUCUGGCGGCGCGACCUCGGCGUGCUUCCGCGUGCACUACUUUCGAAAGGGCAAAGGAUCGAAGCCGUCCAAAGCGCUGCUUCGCACCCAUCACGUGUUGGUCAUCGACACGUCGAGCGAAUGUGUCGCUAGUGCAUGGAUCCGGUCGAUCCAGGAGCUUGUCCGGUGGCAAGCGCGCGCCCCGCCGACGUCACAGAAACGGCGCAUCCGUGUUGUUGUGAACCCGCACUCGGGCCGUCGCAAUGCCCCGCGCAUUUGGGAGCACGACGUCAAGCCGUUCUUUGACCUGGCUGGGUUCGACUACCACGUCGACCACACGACGUACGGCGGCCACGCAGUCGACAUGGGCCGCGAAUACUCGACCGACGAAGGCUACGAAGCGAUCGUGUUUGUAUCUGGGGAUGGCACGAUCUGCGAGUACAUGAACGGGUUGCUGGCGAGGCCAGAGGCAGAGUGGAGACAUGUCGUCGCAACGACGCCCAUCUCGCUCAUCUCUGCAGGCACGCAGAACGCAUUUGGAACGGGCGUUGGCAUCCCCACCACGGCGGCGGCGGUCUAUUGCAUUAUCAAGCGAAAGCUUCGCCCGCUGGAUGUGUGCACGGCGAUGGCGGCCGAUGACCACAGCACUGUCCAGUACAGCUGCUGCGGGCUCGGUUGGGGGGUCCCCGGCGACAUUGCCGCCGAAUCGGAAAAGUACCGGUGGAUGGGAACGAAGCGGUAUGCGUUCCUCAAAGUGAAGCGCGCGCUGUUCCCGAAGCGGCACACCGGACGCCUGCAAUAUGUGCCACUUAAACCACAGCCUCCGCUGCGGCCGUAUGACGAGAUCAAAAACUUGGGCGCUGACGAUCAGUACGAAGUGGAAGAAGGCAACAUUUACGAUGGCAUGGCCAGCGUGCGCAACGCGAGCUUACGAGCUGUGACCAAACUGGCCGGUGCAGUCCGUAGUCCCGCCAGUGCACGGCGCUUCCGUGAAGAGUGGUGGACGGCCGAGACGGGAUCGUAUGUGGCCGUGGGGGUGCUGAACUCGGCUCCCGACGGCGCGUACUGCCAUCCAUCGGACGGGUGCCUCGACCUGCUCGUGGCCCGCAAGGGGAAUCUAUUUCAGAUGCUCCAUCUCGCCGUGCUGUACUUGCUUGGAAAGGAGGAGAAAAGUUCGCUCAUGUCGUACGUGAAAGUCAAAGCAGUCGUCAUAUCCCAAAACGAAUCGGACGGCGUGAUGAACAUGGACGGCGAAGUCCUUCCUGGCCCCGGACCCUGGCGCAUGGAGGUUGUCCCGAGCUUGUUUAAGGUGCUUUCUGAAAAGUAGCGCCAUUUUUAUUCCAAUGCGACCAUCCUGUCGGCCAUGACGCCGCACACCUGGAUGCUUACGUG